AUCAACAAACCCAUCGCUACUAUAACGCUAGCGUCAGAUGGUUAACUAGUUUGGUGGUCGUUUUUUUUUGUUUUGUUUUACUUCCUAAAGGGCUCCGGGUUCUUGUGCAGAAAUUGUGAAAUAAAAGAGGAAAAAACUGCCAUCUGAGAAGCGACAAAGAAAUGAAAGGGAUCGUAUUGGAAAAACUCCCACCCCUAAAAAGAGAAGGCUUCAGCUACAGUUCACCUUCUCCCUUUAGACUACAGGAAGGCAAGGAGAGAAAGGGGGCAGCGAUGAAAGACUGCGAGCAAGAUGGUUUCACCUGUAACAACUGGCCAGAUCCUUUCCCAAGGAGGCACAACUCUGGCACUGCCAGGCCAAAAAUAUAUUCUGGGGAAGAGCAAAAUGUUCCCAUGGGGAAACGACAUGAAAUGGACACUGUCGUCACUUCAAAACCUGGAUGCCACCAAAUGGCAUUUAACCAAAGCAAGUGCCAAGCAGACACUGAUUACUUCAUACGAACAGAUGAAAGGGGCGUUGAUUGCCUUAAGGAGCACUGGGAAAGCAGUAAAAAAGUUAGUAACAGAAGACAGGAGAAACACAAGAAUAAGUUGGAGCUUUUUGAUACUGACUCGAAUGACCUACCCCGAGAAAGAGUUGAAGCGUAUAGUAAAUCUCUCAGUGGGUAUCAGAAGGGCCAACACAGACUUUAUGAGGACGAGAUCCGUCUAACAAAGGUAAUAAAAAAAAAGGAAAUGUUAUUAAAAGAAAAGCUGGAAAAAGUAGCAGAAACACUGAGGAAGAAUCAACUAAGAAGUGGAUAUGAAGACAAGGUGAAAAGUGAGGAGGAAAGGAACAGAUUGAAAGCAGAAAACAGGUUGUAUUAUACAGAGAAAGGAAACUGGGACUGGGAGAGUGCCAGAGACAGGGCUUUAGGUGGAGGUAGGUAUAAAGAACAACAAGAAGAAUAUGAUGACUCGGUUAGAAGGAAAGAUAGUGUAGGAAAACAGGAACAUGUGAAAGGGACAAAUGCUGGACAAAAGCAAAAAAAGAGAGAGGGAUCAGAGUGUGAAAACAGAGGAAUAAAUACACAGAGAAGCACAGAGAAUGAGGAAGAGGAAUAUGACCAUUUUGAAGAAAUGAACAGGAAUACACAGGAAAGGACAAGAACCGAAAAAGUCAAAACGAGGAGAGAAAAAGCAGUGGAACAGCAAGGGAAUGAUUUGGGAGAAUGGGAUCAGAGAAAUUUGAAGAAGAGAGAAAUAGUGAGAAAGAAUGAUGCAGAAAUGAGAAGACCUGGACGAGCAAAUCCUAAAAGAGGUAUAGGCGAUGAGGAUCAGCAGUGGGACCUAAUGGACAAGCUUGCUUCAACUUCACAAAUGAAAAUAAAAGCUGUUUCCAAGCAUGGCCAAACAAAUAUACUUACAGAGGAACAUUUGGAAAGUCAAGAGUGUGUGCAUCAGUACAGUAACAGGACUACAGAGGAGAUGCCUCUCAAAAAGGGACUUUCUGAAGCUGGUCCAAGUAAUCAAAACAACAAAAGUCUCCAGCAAGUGCUGCCUAAUCCAGAAAGCAGUCCUGACACCAAUGUCCGACGUGUCCCUUGUAAAUCAUGUCAUAAAUAUUUUACAGAAGAUCGUGUGGCGCGGCAUUUCAAAAUUUGUUUGAAAAUACAAGAAAACAAACGUCAAGUCUACAACGCCUCAUUCUACCGGGCCAAAGGCACCCAGCUAGAGGAGUUUUUGAUGUCAAAGGGUCAACAAAAAUCCCCAGAGUGUUCCCAGCCCAAGAAAAGCAGUUGGCAUCAGAAACAAGAGGAUUUGAUUUGCAACUUACGUCAAGCUCGUGCUCCUGCACCAGGAGGCUUACAGCCAAAUGCAGAUCUGUAUUCAGAUUAUGUAACCUGUCCCCAUUGCACCAGACGAUUUGCCUCUGGACAAGCUGAGAGGCACAUCCAGAAGUGUCAGUACAUUAAGAACAUACCUCGACCUUCCAAGCGCCGUUAAACCUGACAGCAACAGUUGUAUAUUGAAUAGUGAUGGGGCUCACCAGGCGAUUGCAAUUCCAUAGGUUACAAGGUUGCAAUUUCGUGUUUUGAACAUCUUUUUUUUUUCUUCAGAUUUUGCUACAAUUGUAAGACCUUGAACCUUAAAAAAACUUAAAAGUUUUAUACCUUGGCUUUAUUCAUCAACUUCACAACUGAAUUGGACAUGAGCAAUAAAACAUAGCUCAUUCCUUAUAACGAAUUUGUAAAUUAAAACCAAGGCAGCAUUUAAACAAUACAAACUAACUUCAAAUAC
Clarias gariepinus (North African catfish) is the source of this 2279-nucleotide messenger RNA. RefSeq names its product zinc finger, C2HC-type containing 1C (gene zc2hc1c). Bases 162 to 1985 code for a protein of 607 amino acids. The record is from RefSeq and is a predicted model, not a curated record. The transcript is spliced from 3 exons. Lineage: Eukaryota; Metazoa; Chordata; Actinopteri; Siluriformes; Clariidae.